This is a messenger RNA of Panonychus citri (citrus red mite), 2044 nucleotides long. It is a transcript of the gene Cdc16, whose product is annotated as cell division cycle protein 16 homolog. Bases 152 to 1954 code for a protein of 600 amino acids. Gene Ontology annotation, biological process: cell division. NCBI's taxonomy places the organism in Eukaryota, Metazoa, Arthropoda, Arachnida, Trombidiformes, Tetranychidae. The record is from RefSeq and is a predicted model, not a curated record. The transcript is spliced from 12 exons. Gene Ontology annotation, molecular function: protein binding.
UUUCACUUGAAAGGAAAUUUAAUUUUCUAUUGUUUACUUUUUAUUUUCUCAAUUAAUUUGAUUUACUGAUUUACUUUUUUGUUUAUUUUAUUUUCUGUUUCUCUUUUCUUUUAUAUUGGUCAUCCAGAAUUGUUCAGUUUAAAUCGUCAUCAUGAGUGAUUCUUAUAAAAGUAAUGAUUCAUACAAUGAACCUAUUUUUGAGAAACUCCGAUCCGUUGUUAUGAAAAUGAUGGACAUUGGUGAUUUUAAAACCGCUUUAUAUUGGUCAAAUAAAAUACUUUCUUUCUCUAAUUGUGAUAAAUCUGAUGUUCUAAAACAAGCUAAGUGUUUCUAUUAUCUUAAAGAGUAUCAUAGAGCCUCACAUUGUAUUAAAUCAAGAAAUCUCCAUGAAAUAGAUCUUGCCUGUCGUUACCUUGCUGCUAAAUCUCAUUAUGCAGCUCAAGAAUAUCGAGAAGCUUUUGAAAUAUUGGAUUUCGAUGAAAACCUUGGCCCUCUUAAGAAAAUGGACUUGGAAUUAGAGACUCGUGAAGAGCAUAAGCAAUUGGAAAGUUCAAUUUGUUUACUUAAAGGUCACAUUUAUGAAGCAUUAGACAAUCGAGGUGAAGCAGUUGAAUGGUUCAAAAAAGCGCUUCUUUUAGAUGCUUAUUGUUAUGAAGCUCUAGAGGCUUUAGUUCAACACCAAAUGCUCAAUAAACAAGAAGAAGAGGAUCUUUUGUCUUCCAUUAGGUUUGAGAACCAGUUCGAUAAAGAGGAAGCUCGUUUUAUUAAGUUCUUGUACACAUCAGCAUUGAAAAAAUAUGCAAAACCCGAUGAACUUCAAGUUCCUAUUGAAUUUUCCCAUUUUCUAUCCGAUAAUGUUGAUAUAUUGACCUCACUAGCAGAACGACAUUAUUAUAACUGUGAUUUCCAACAAUGUUUCCAACUUACCAAUAAAGUUCUUAAAAUUGAUAUUUAUCAUACCCAAUGUUUACCAAUUCACAUAUCAUGUCUCAUGGAAUUACAAAAAACAAAUCUUCUUUUUGAUUUGGCUCAUAAAUUAGUUGAUCUUUAUCCAGAAAACGCUACAUCUUGGUAUGCAGUUGGUUGUUAUUAUCUCAUGAUUAACAAAAUGGACGCAGCGAGGCGAUUCCUGAGUAAAGCGACAACUUUAGACAAUGUUUUCGGUCCAGCUUGGCUUCUUUAUGGUCACUCAUUCGCGAUUGAAAGUGAACACGACCAAGCAAUGGCCGCUUAUUUUAAAGCGUCACAUCUAAUGAAAGGCUGUCACCUUCCCUUACUUUAUAUCGGACUUGAAUAUGGAUUAACUGAUAAUAACAAAUUAGCUGAGAAAUUUUUCCAACAAGCUUUAGCCAUCGCUCCCAAUGAUCCUUUCGUCUUACAUGAAUUAGGUGUCAUUUCCUAUCAAAUCCAAGAAUACCAAACUGCUUAUAAACAUUUCACCUCAGCGUUAAGUUUGAUAAGAGAUAAACAAGAUGCAACUUGUUUACCUGAGAAAUGGGAACCGUUGAUUAAUAACAUUGGACACGUUUUACGAAAAUUAAAACGAUAUGAUGAAGCUUUAGAAUACCAUAAACAAGCCUUAGUUUUGAUACCAUUGAAUCCGUCAACUUAUUCAGCGAUUGGAUUUGUUUAUGCCUGGAAGAAAAAAUAUCGAAAAGCUGUAGAUUAUUUUCAUAAAGCAUUGGGACUAAAAAGAGAUGACCAAUGUGCAAAAACCAUGUUGGACAAAUGUAUGGAACAUUUAUCAACUGAAUUCUGUCUAUGGGAUGAUGAAUUACCUUUAUAUGAAGAUGAAGCUUAUAUGAAGAAAUAUUUUGCAAGUAGCAAUUUAGCUGAUGAAUCAUCCACGGACGACGCGUUACUAGAUGAUAAUGACCUCGAGCGAUCACUUUCUGAAAACGAGACGGAAAAUAAUGCAAGUGGACUCGAUGUUGAGAUGGAUUUAAGUCCAUAAUUUAAUCUUGGACUAAAUUAAAGCACAUGAUCAAUGUUUUCCCAAAUAAGUGAAAAAUUGAAUAAAACAUGACACAAUUCAACUCAUCUA